Rotaria sp. Silwood2 is the source of this 558-nucleotide messenger RNA. The record is from the annotation of a GenBank genome assembly. Lineage: Eukaryota; Metazoa; Rotifera; Eurotatoria; Philodinida; Philodinidae.
AUGUUAUUAAAUGUUAAAAAAUCGAAAGCUCAACCAAAUGGACGUCUAUUAGAACAAUUAAGUUUUAUAUUAAAAUGUAUUAUGAAUAAAUUAAUGUUUGGUUUGAAAAAAUUGCAUGGAGAUUUCAAAAUGGAAUGUUUAGAAGCACUGAUUACAAAUAUUACAGAAUUAGAUUCUGCAUAUUUGGAAGUAAAAGCAGCUGGAAUACUUGAUAUUCUUAUACAUAAUAUUCUUAGUGUUGCAUUGAGACUCAUGCAUAAGCUUUUACCAAAAUUAACUCGUGAACAAUUAUUUGAAAUAGCACAAAUUUUAUCUGUUCCUGGUCCAAAUGAAUGUCAAUAUUGGACACUUGAAAUCAACAAAUGGAUGUAUGAUUAUAACAUGUCUUUGAAAUUUUUGUCCGAAUCAUUUUAUCAUCAUGUACGAGAGCAAUUAGUUCAAUUGUUAUCAAGUAAAAAUACAUAUAUUCGUGUUAAUCGUCGUAAUUUUUCGUGUAAUCCAAAACGUUUAAAUAUAUCAAAUCAUCGUCUUAUUGCAUUCGUUAAUCAAUUAUAUUAA